Messenger RNA from Pipistrellus kuhlii (Kuhl's pipistrelle), 2967 nucleotides. It is a transcript of the gene NOM1, whose product is annotated as nucleolar protein with MIF4G domain 1. Gene Ontology annotation, biological process: ribosomal small subunit biogenesis. Bases 29 to 2584 code for a protein of 851 amino acids. Gene Ontology annotation, molecular function: RNA binding; protein binding. Gene Ontology annotation, cellular component: nucleolus. The transcript has 11 exons. Lineage: Eukaryota; Metazoa; Chordata; Mammalia; Chiroptera; Vespertilionidae. The record is from RefSeq and is a predicted model, not a curated record.
CGGAAGUCAGCAUCGGUCCGUCCGGAAGAUGGCGGCGUCCGCCGGCGCGGGAGCGUCGAGCCGGGGCGGCUGCCGGCGGCGCGUGGGCCGCGGGAAGCGCGGGGAAGGGCGCGGGCCUGGCGGCGGCGGGGUGGCCCUGAAGCGGCUGAAGCUCGCGGUGGAGGAGUUCGUGCAGGCGACCUCCGAGGGUCAGCCCGGCGGCCGCCAGGCGCCCCGGGCGGAGCGGCGCGCGCGGCCCGGCCGGAGGAAGAGCCGCCGGGAGCUGCGGAAGGAGAAGCGGCAGCUGAGGAAGGCGCGCCGGCUCCAGAGGACAGCGGCCCCCGCGCGAGGCCCGGGCGGCGGACCCGGGCUGGGGAGCGGGCCCCGGGCGGACGGCGCCGAGGGGCGGAGCGGGCCGGCCCCACGGCCGCCACCCGGGGCCCCACGGCCGCCUCCCCCGGCCCCGACCAGGGCUGCCUCCCGCAGCACCCGGCCCUCCGCCGCUGCCAACGCCGCCCGGAGACGGGCGCUCCUGGCGGCCAACGAGGAGGAGGACCGAGAGAUCCGCAAGCUGGAGCGCUGCCUGGGCCUGAACAAGCGCAGGAGGAAGGGGGACGCCAGCUCUGUGCCGCUCAGCUUCGCCCGCGACGGACUCGACUACAUCCUGGGAGCCCUGGGGGCGGGGGCGGGGAGUGGCCUGUGCGACAGCAGCAGCGAGGAGGACGGACAGACAGACCGCGAAGGCGACGUACAGAGCGAGGCCGAGGACGAAGGCGACGUGCAGAGCGAGGCCGAGGACGAAGGCGACGUGGAGAGCGACUCGGAGGACGGAAGCGGGGAGCAGGGCGACGAGGGCAAGCAGGAGGAGGGUGUGCCGGCGGAGAAGCUGAGAAAAGCAGCGGCAGAGGGGAGAGCGAAGGGGAAAGGCGCCGGAAGGCGAGUCCGGUUUGCAGAAGUCGAAGAAAGCACUGAAGAUCCCCCGGAGGACGUGGACGCAGCGGAUCAGCAGAGUCUUUGUGAAAAUGCGGGAAAGUAUAUCCCCCCUCAUGUGCUGCGAGCGGAGGAGACAGUGGAUGCCCGGAAAAAGGAAGAGCGAGAACGGCUAAAGAAGCAUGUCCAAGGCCUAAUUAACAGGUUGAGUGAGCCGAACAUGGCACACAUCAGCGGGCAGCUGGAGGAGCUGUACAUGGCCCACAGCAGGAAGGACAUGAGCGACACCCUGACCGGCAUCCUCGUGAGCGCCUGCGCUCCGGGCACGGCCAUGCCGGGCAGGCUGGUGAUGGAGCACGUCCUCCUGGUCAGCAUUCUGCACCGCACAGUGGGCAUCGAGGUGGGAGCGCACUUUCUGGAGGCCGUGGUGAGGAAGUUUGAUGCGGUCUAUAAAAAGGGAAGCGAGGGCAAAGAGUGUGACAACCUGUUCACCAUCAUUGCCCAUUUGUAUAACUUCCACGUGGUACAGUCUCUCCUCAUCUUCGACAUUUUGAAAAAGCUUAUUGGAACUUUCACAGAGAAAGAUAUCGAAUUGAUCCUGUUAAUGCUGAGAAAUGUGGGCUUUUCCUUGAGAAAAGAUGAUGCUUUGUCACUUAAGGAACUAAUCACAGAGACCCAGGCCAAAGCCAGCGAGGCAGGCAGCAAGUUCCGGGACCAGACCAGGAUUCGGUUUAUGCUGGAGACGAUGUUGGCACUGAAGAACAAUGACAUGCGGAAGAUUCCGGGUUAUGACCCUGAGCCUGUGGAGAAACUGAGAAAAUUGCAAAGAGCUUUGGUGCGUGGCGCCGGCGCGGGCACGGAACCUCAGCUGCGCGUGUCCUGGGACAGCGUCCUGAAUGCCGAGCAGACUGGGCGCUGGUGGAUCGUGGGCUCGGCCUGGAGCGGGGCCCCGAUGAUCGACAGCAGUCAGCAGAAGGCCCUGCAGAAGCCACUUGCGGGCACGGUUAGCGCCAAGAUGCUAGAACUCGCCCGAAAGCAGAGAAUGAACACCGACGUCAGGAGAAACAUAUUUUGUACGAUUAUGACUAGUGAAGAUUUCUUGGACGCAUUUGAGAAGCUUCUAAAGCUUGGGCUUAAGGACCAGCAGGAAAGGGAAGUAGUUCACGUUCUCAUGGAUUGCUGCCUGCAGGAGAAAACGUACAACCCUUUCUACGCCUUCCUGGCCGGCAAGUUCUGUGACUAUGAGAGGAGGUUCCAGAUGACGUUCCAGUUCAGCAUAUGGGACAAAUUUCGAGACUUAGAGAACUUACCAGCCACCAACUUCUCCAAUUUGGUUUCUCUGGUGGCCCACUUGUUGAAGACAAAGUCACUCCCACUUUCCAUUUUAAAGGUGGUUGAAUUCAGUGAGUUGGAUAAACCCAGAGUCCACUUUUUACGAGAAGUGUUACAUGUGCUGUUGAUGGGAACAGAAGUCGAAGACCUCUGUUUCAUUUUCGCAAGGGUGUCCGACAACCCGAAGCUGGGUGUGCUGCGUGAAGGUUUGAAGCUCUUCAUCAGCCACUUCUUGCUGAAGAGCGUGCAGGCGCACCGCAGUGCCGAGGAGGCUGGCGCGCUGCGGGAGAGAGCCGCGCUCGCCACCAAGGCCUUGCAAGGAAAGCCUUCUCUGAGAAUGUAGGGGCCUAUCUGCCAGGCGCCCUUUUAACCCACAGGCCUGUUACUCUGCCGACUGUAAAAGCUGGGGAGAGCCAUGUCAUGGUUGUUGUAUUUAUAAUAUUAUAUUUUGAGAUAAUUUUUGAUCCAAGGUUAUAUUGAGUGUGUGGUAAACCAGUUUUGUGAGGGCUUGCGCACUUGUGAGUCUGUGUGUGUGUGUGUGUGUGUGUGUGUAGGAGGCAUGGGCAGACACACUGUUCUCUGAGUAACAAGACGGGUGAGUGUGCAAGUGGGCACUUGUGUGGUUCUUGUUUUUUUUCAUAGAUAAGAUGGGCCACUAGAGGGUGCAGUUAUAAAGAAAUUGACAUGUUUUUUAUCUUUCUAAACAUAUUAGUUAAAAAUUCAGAA